CUGAGGCUUUCGGGACAGCGGCGGGAAGAUGGCGGCGCCCAUGGACUGUCUUGAGUCUCUGGAGGGAGAAGGCAGCGCGGGGUGCAGGGCGUCUGGGGUGGAGGUGUCGGUUCCUUCGGAUCCCGCGGCUGCCGCCCCCCCGUGCCCCNUAGGGCCCACUCUUCUGUUUGUAAAAGUGAGCCAAGGAAAGGAAGAAACACGGAAGUUUUAUGCCUGCUCAGCCUGUAGAGAUAGAAAAGAUUGUAAUUUUUUUCAGUGGGAAGAUGAAAAGUUGUCGGAAGCUAGACUUGCUGCCCGAGAAGCUCAUAACCAAAGACACCAACCCCCUCUAUCCCGAGCACAAUGCAUAGAAAGGUACCUGAGUUUUGUUCAGUUGCCCUUGACUCAAAGAAAGUUCUGUCAAAGUUGCCAGCAAUUGCUGUUACCUUCAGAUUGGAGGGAGCAUGGUGAGCACCAGCUGUUGUCUGACAUCUCCAUCACCCAGCUCCGAAGGCCCAGUCAGCUGCUCUACCCACUGGAGAACAAGAAGACACACGCUCAGUACCUGUUUGCUGACAGGAGCUGCCAGUUUCUGGCAGGCCUCCUUGCUACUCUCGGAUUUAGAAGAGUACUGUGUGUUGGAACACCAAGGCUACACGAGCAGAUCAGACUGACAGCACCAGGUGAGAAGUCCAACACAAAAAGCCUUUUAUUGGAUAUUGAUUUUCGAUAUUCGCAGUUUUACCUGGAAGAUAGCUUUUGCCGCUAUAACAUGUUCAACCAUCAUUUCUUUGAUGGAAAGGCUGCCCUUGAAGUGUGCAGGGCAUUCUUACAGGAAGAGGAAGGUGAAGGGGUGAUUAUGGUGACAGACCCUCCUUUUGGUGGCUUGGUUGAACCUCUGGCUAUUACAUUCAAGAAGUUAAUUGCUAUGUGGAAAGAAGGUCAAAGCCAAGAUGACAGUCACAAAGAACUGCCCAUUUUCUGGAUUUUCCCCUAUUUUUUUGAGUCGAGGAUUUGUCAGUUUUUCCCAAGCUUCCACAUGCUGGAUUACCAGGUAGAUUAUGAUAAUCACACACUUUACAAACAUGGAAAGACAGGUCGAAAACAGUCUCCUGUGCGGAUUUUCACCAACAUUCCACCCAACAAAAUAAUCCUUCCUACAGAAGAAGGAUACAGAUUUUGUUCCCUCUGCCAGAGAUAUGUUUCUCUUGAGAAUCAGCACUGUGUGCAUUGUAAUUCUUGCACAUCCAAGGAUGGCAGGAAAUGGAGCCAUUGCUUUCUCUGCAAAAAGUGUGUGAAGCCUUCCUGGACCCAUUGUAGCACCUGCAAUCGCUGUGCACUCCCAGAUCAUUCCUGUGCGGGCCCUAAAGAUGGCUGCUUUAUUUGUGGUGCAUUGGAUCACAAACGCAGCAAUUGUCCCAACAUUGGCAUCUCUAAGAGACCUAACAAAGCUGUCAGAAAGCAGAAGCAAAGAAAAAGUAAUAAGAUAAAAACGGCCACUAAAGGACAAUCCAUGAAUCACACAUCUGCUCCAAGAAGAAAGAAGAAGAGGGAAAGGGCCCAUCAAUAUCCUUGCUCUUAAAUGUCCAGUGACUUGAGAAUAAGGAAGAUUUAUAGUUCAACCUUUGAUGCCAUUUUCUCCAAGUGCCACACUGGACUUAAAUCCAGCUGCUUUCAAAGGUGUGCACCUUCCUGAGUUCAGUAAUAGGCAAGUGGCAUUUGUUGGCUUCAAGUCCUUUCAGCUGCCUCUGCAGACCUGGGAGCUUUCUGCCUUGAGCUGGUUCUUGGCUGUACAUGCUUUUUCCACUCUUUAAAUCCCACCAGUCUUUGUUUUGGCUUCUUUUGUCUAAAAAAUGGACAUGCAGCCUGUGUUUACAUACAAUACUAGAUAUUAAUGCAAAUGAAAAUCUUUAGUUUUCCUCA
This is a messenger RNA of Cricetulus griseus (Chinese hamster), 1902 nucleotides long. The record is from RefSeq and is a predicted model, not a curated record. NCBI's taxonomy places the organism in Eukaryota, Metazoa, Chordata, Mammalia, Rodentia, Cricetidae.